This is a messenger RNA of Trametes versicolor FP-101664 SS1, 1111 nucleotides long. RefSeq names its product 40S ribosomal protein S6. Gene Ontology annotation, biological process: translation. Bases 80 to 805 code for a protein of 241 amino acids. The transcript is spliced from 6 exons. Lineage: Eukaryota; Fungi; Basidiomycota; Agaricomycetes; Polyporales; Polyporaceae. The record is from RefSeq and is a predicted model, not a curated record. Gene Ontology annotation, molecular function: structural constituent of ribosome. Gene Ontology annotation, cellular component: ribosome.
GCCAAUCGACCCGAGCUCAAGACUAUCUCGUCGUCGCCGCCCUCGCCGCCGCCGAGAUACCGCCCACCACGCCGCAAUCAUGAAGCUGAACAUCGCCAACCCCGCAACCGGGGAACAAAAGACCAUUGACUACGAUGACGAGAAGAAAUACCGUGUCUUCUACGAGAAGCGCAUCGCGCAGGAGGUUCCUGGCGACUCUCUCGGCGAUGAGUGGAAGGGCUACGUCUUCCGUAUCACUGGCGGCAACGACAAGCAGGGUUUCCCCAUGAAGCAGGGUGUCCUUCUCCCCCACCGUGUCCGUCUCCUCCUUGCCGACGGUCACUCUUGCUACCGCGCCCGCCGCACCGGUGAGCGCAAGCGCAAGUCGGUCCGUGGCUGCAUCGUCGGCCCCGACAUCGCCGUCCUCUCCCUUGUUAUCGUCAAGCAGGGCGAGAGCGACAUCCCCGGCCUGACUGACAACGUCCUCCCCAAGCGUCUUGGCCCCAAGCGUGCGACUAAGAUCCGCAAGUUCUUCAAUUUGUCCAAGGAGGACGACGUCCGCAAGUACGUUGUGCGGAGAGAAGUCACGAGCCAGAAGAAGGAGAACGCGAAGCCCUACACCAAGGCUCCCAAAAUCCAGCGUCUGGUCACCCCCCUCCGUCUCCAGCGCCGCCGUCACUUGCGCUCCCUCAAGCGCCGCCGGAUCGACCGCCAGAAGGAGCAGAAGGCGGAGUACGAUGUGCUCAUCACCAAGCGCAUCUCCGAGAAGAAGGAGAAGGCUGCCGCUGUCAAGGCGUCACACAAGAAGGCCGUCACCACUGCCUAAAAACUUCUCCUGGGUACACUCCCCCGUCCUAUGCGGUCGCUCGUUGUAUGGUUCCACCUAUAGUCAUGUCUCUUGCUCUCCAUCAUCUCCCUGCAAUCUCAUGCGACUUAUGGCGAACCGCUGUACUCUUCCCUGCGGGAUACCUCGGGAUGUUGUAUAUCAGCUCAUUGCUCCGGUGCAUAGUACGGCGUGGCGCGGCGGCGAGGACGUUGUGCGUAUUGCGUUUGUUAUACGCGUGCUCGGGCUGGUCCUGUAUCGAUGCUUGUACUGAAGGAUGACUAUUGCAAGAGGUACGCCUCUCUGCCG